This is a messenger RNA of Trichoderma asperellum CBS 433.97, 2800 nucleotides long. RefSeq lists its product as uncharacterized. Gene Ontology annotation, molecular function: transmembrane transporter activity. Gene Ontology annotation, biological process: transmembrane transport. Lineage: Eukaryota; Fungi; Ascomycota; Sordariomycetes; Hypocreales; Hypocreaceae. The record is from RefSeq and is a predicted model, not a curated record. Gene Ontology annotation, cellular component: membrane.
CGCUGCUCGGGGAUCGGACGGCUGUGCCCGCAUCUGGAUUUCCAGUAUGAAUAGCUCGACCCCAGAAGCUUUUCCAGUUUCCUACACCUUUUCGAAUGCCUAUGUAUGAUUGCUGCUUUUCGACCUGCACAUGUAGUGACUCUGUUCCAUUCAAGGUGUCAUGAGCGCUUCACCUAUCUCGGCUUAUAUGUAAGCGUCGCAUUCCUCCUGAUUCAUUGUCCUUCUCCGGGGUUGUAUUAGCGACAUCGGCAUUAUUAUCGAAAAAACUUCACCGACGACCAUAUUCCCAUUAUUAAGCUCCCAUUAUCAAAUCACGAGGAAAACUCUUGUUCCUUAGAACUCUGCCCUGCCAGAUCAAUCGGUGAUAGGCAUCAUGGCACUUACACCGCCAACACCGCCGGACGUAGGGUUUGUUGAGGCAUCUUCAACCGAUGAUGAUGUCACCUCGGAGCAAAAGAUAAACAUGGCCGACGAAAAAGCUCAGGAAUUGCCUCUCGAAGAGCCAGCCGCAGCUACUGGACCCGUAGUAGGACCUCCUCCUGACGGUGGCCUCUGGGCAUGGCUUCAAGUUGUGGCCGGACAUCUGAUUGUCUUCAACGUCUGGGGCUAUACCAUCAGCUUCGGCAUCUUCCAGCCUUACUACGUGGAAACCCUCAACCUAGGACCCUCAGCCGUGUCUUGGAUCGGAAGCACCCAGACCUGUCUCAUCUUUCUCGUCGGUACAUUCUCCGGCCGUGCGUUUGACGCUGGAUAUCUCCGCCAUGUCUUGGCAGUGGGACUGCUCAUGCAACUGGUUGGUAUUUUCACAACAAGCGUGUCGACGACGUAUUGGCAGCUCUUUCUUGCACAGGGACUGUGCCAGGGCAUCGGCUGCGGACUCACGUUUGCACCAACGAUUGCCCAUGUGUCGACAUAUUUUUCCAAGAAGAAGACUCUGGCUCUGGCGAGCGCAGCUUGCGGCGGCGGAACUGGAGGCGUCAUAUUUCCGUUGAUUGCGCAGCAGCUGAUCUCCAAGGUUGGAUUUGGGUGGACGGUACGAGCAAUGGGCCUUGUGGUCCUGGUGACCAGCGUCAUCAUCCUGUUGCUGAUGAGGCCGAGGCUGCCUCCCCGCAAGACGGGCGCCUUGGUUGACUGGUCAGCUUUCAGAGAAGCGACAUAUAUCCUGUUUGCAAUCAGCAUGUUCUUCACGCUUUGGGCAACCUAUUUUGCGUACGACUAUGCCCGCUCGUAUUCUAUAGACCGACUUCAUGGCUCUCAGCCAGAAUCUUUCAAUAUGCUCAUGAUAAUCAACGUGGUUGGCGUUCCGGGACGACUUAUACCUGCAUACCUAGCCGAUCGAUACUUUGGAGCCGUCAACGUCUUUAUCCCUACGAUUAUUGGUACGGCCAUCUGCAUCUUUGCUUGGGCAGGCGUCGAUUCUAUCACUGGAGACUAUGCCUGGGUCGCUUUCUUUGGUUAUUUUGGCGCUGGUGUUCAGGCACUGUUCCCUGCAACAACUGCGAGCCUGUCCAAGGACCUGAGCAAGGCCGGCAUCCGAAUCGGCAUGAUAUUCACGAUAAUUAGCGUUGCGGCUCUUACCGGCCCGCCAUUAGCAGGAAAGCUGAUUGUCAGUGACGCCUCCACAUCUCUGGCACCGAGCCUCCUCCGCCGCGCGCAGUCGCUGUCUGCGGAACACGAUGACCUUCAAAAGAGCCUCAACAGCUCAUUCGAUGCCGGCAAGGCCAAGCGCGCUGGCGAACUUGGCCGCGUAGCCUCUGCGCUGCGAGCCUGGGAAAAGGCCCAGUCGUCAAUCACAGAGCUUGCUUCCAUGGCGGAGGACCCAGACCAAGACCCGGACCUUGCAUCGAUUGCGCGAGACGAACUAGAGGGGGAACGAGCAAAGUUGGACCUCCUGGAGAGGAAGCUCAAAGAGAGUCUGACUCCCAGACAUGCCUUUGCCGAUCUGCCGUGCAUGGUUGAGUUUCGACCUGGGCCGGGAGGUCUCGAGGGCAGAUAUUUCACCGACACGCUGUUCAAGAUGUACAAGGCCAUGUGCGCGCGACGAGGCUACAGGGCCAACGUGCUCAAAUAUGAAAUGGCCGAGGCUGCGGGCGACCAGUCUUCCUCGUCUGGCGAGCAGCCAGUCCAGGAAGCCAUCCUCGAAAUCCAGGAUCCGGGCGCAUACGACAUCUUCCGCGGAGAGGCUGGCAUGCACCGUGUGCAGCGUAUCCCGAGCACAGAAAGCAAAGGCCGGGUGCACACGAGUGCUGUGGCCGUGUGGGUGCUGCCUUCAUUUCCUGAAGGUGGUAGCGGCGGUGACAACGUCGAUAUCGAUGACCCGGAGAGCGACUUUUAUGUCAACCCUCAGGAGGUGAAGAUUGAGACGAUGCGGGCAAGGGGUGCUGGCGGACAGCAUGUCAACAAGACCGAGUCGGCCAUUCGCAUGACGCACAUUCCUACCGGCACCGUCGUCUCCAUGCAAGAUCACCGUUCGCAGCAGCGCAAUCGCGAAGAUGCAUGGAAGGUGCUUCGUUCUCGCAUUGCCACUCAGCGCGCCGAACAGCGCGAAGAAGAGGCUGCCAAGCUUCGAAGCAGCGUGCUGUCGCAGGCGCAAAUUACGCGAGGCGACAAGAUACGCACGUACAAUUACAACCAAGACAGAUGUACGGAUCACAGGGCUGGGCUGGAUGUGCACAACUUGCCAAACGUGUUGGAGGGCGGAGAGACAUUGGACAGAGUGAUGGAGGCUGCGAGAGAGUGGCUGGUGGGAAAGGAGGUUGAGUUGUUGGUCAUGGAGGAAGAGGCCAAGGCGAAGAAAUGA